GCUGACCUGUCGGUACCGCCCAGAUCUCCCAUAAGCCCCCGCGAGCGGCGGCUCCUCCUUCUCUCUCGGCGGGCCGUGCCGUGCCGGCGCCAUAGCGUAGCAGCCGCCAUGCCUGCCCUCCGGCCUCUCGUGAAGCCUAAGAUCGUUAAGAAGAGGACCAAGAAGUUCAUCCGCCAUCAGUCUGAUCGCUAUGUCAAGAUCAAGCGCAACUGGCGGAAACCGAGAGGUAUCGAUAACAGAGUUCGCAGGAGGUUCAAGGGCCAGAUCCUGAUGCCCAACAUCGGUUAUGGGAGCAACAAGAAGACGAAGCAUAUGCUGCCCACGGGAUUCAGGAAGUUUCUGGUCCACAAUGUCAAAGAGCUGGAGGUGCUCAUGAUGAGCAACAAGUCGUACUGUGCAGAGAUUGCUCACAACGUGUCUUCCAAGAACCGGAAGGUCAUUGUGGAGAGAGCGGCUCAGCUCGCCAUCAAGAUCACCAACCCGAAUGCCAGACUGCGCAGCGAGGAAAACGAAUAAGCUGGCCUCCACGUGUGGGAUGUAUUUAAUAAAGUGUAAAAACAAACUGA
Molecule: messenger RNA, 566 nt
Organism: Centrocercus urophasianus (Greater sage-grouse)
Lineage: Eukaryota; Metazoa; Chordata; Aves; Galliformes; Phasianidae
Gene: RPL32
Product: ribosomal protein L32
Exons: 4
Coding region: 109-516 (135 amino acids)
Biological process (GO): translation
Cellular component (GO): cytosolic large ribosomal subunit; ribosome
Molecular function (GO): structural constituent of ribosome
Source: RefSeq, a predicted model, not a curated record